This is a messenger RNA of Mucor velutinosus, 1692 nucleotides long. RefSeq lists its product as uncharacterized. The coding region runs from base 1 to 1692 and encodes 563 amino acids. NCBI's taxonomy places the organism in Eukaryota, Fungi, Mucoromycota, Mucoromycetes, Mucorales, Mucoraceae. Gene Ontology annotation, biological process: basic amino acid transport; transmembrane transport. The record is from RefSeq and is a predicted model, not a curated record. The transcript has 7 exons. Gene Ontology annotation, molecular function: basic amino acid transmembrane transporter activity. Gene Ontology annotation, cellular component: plasma membrane; fungal-type vacuole membrane.
AUGCCUCCUUCUUUGGCUACGGAAAAUUCAUCGCUUUUAGCUCAAGCACACAAGCAAGUCAAUUAUAAUGGAGACAUUGCGAUAGAAGAUGACGAGACUGGGACUAUCUCUGUUGUAAGCACCUCGCCCGCUAAAUCGGUUGAUCAGCAUGACGAUUUGUUAAAGAAGAGAUUGAACGGAUCACCAUUGAUGGUUGUAUUAGUCGGCCUCUGGGUUGGUGUGGGUUUAUCAUCGCUUGAUGCCUCCAUUGUUGCCACCAUCUAUCCCCAAAUUGGCACUGAGUUCAAAAGAUCAAAUGAAAUUGUCUGGAUUGCAACAGCUUACUUGCUCAGCUACACUGCACUUCAACCCUUAUAUGGUCGUAUUUCGGAUGCAUUUGGUAGAAAAAAUGCAUUGUUAUUUGCAACUAUUGUGUUUUUCGUUGGUUCAGGUUUAUGUGGUGCUUCCACAAAUUUGUGGGCCUUGGUUAUCUCAAGAGCUAUCGCUGGUGUUGGCGGAGGCGGUAUGAAUACAAUGUCGGCUGUCAUUUGUAGUGAUCUUGUAUCUUUGCGUGAAAGAGGCAAGUACCAAGGAUACGCUAAUAUAGCUUAUGGUCUUGGCUCUGUCAUUGGCGCCCCUUUGGGUGGUUUAAUUACUGACAAUAUUGGCUGGCGUUAUUGUUUCUACAUCAACUUACCGCUCUUGCUUAUCUCCUUAUAUGUUGCCAUCUACCUACUCACUAACUACAAUUUGGAGGAGCAAGCAGAUGAUUCAACUGUCAUGGAGAGAUUCAAGAAGAUUGAUUACUUGGGCGCAAUGAGCGUUGUAUCUGCCGUUGUCUGCUUUUUGUUGGCCACCUCCAUGGGCGGUAAUUCUCGUCCCUGGAGCGAUCCUUUGGUUUAUGGACUCUUGAUCUCAUCUGUCAUUUUUGGUCUUAUCUUUUGCUACAUUGAAUCCAAGGUUGCGUCAAAUCCACUUAUGCCAUGGCAUAUUAUAUCAGCUCGCACUCCACUUGCCUCCUCAAUGGUAAAUUUCUUUGGCGUGAUGGGAUCUUUUGCCAUGACCUACACCACUCCUCUCUUUUUCCAAGGCGUUUUGGGUUACUCUUCCUCUCAAGCUGGUCUUUUCUUCCUACCAAAGGUUCUCGCUAUGUCCUGUGGCUCUCUUGCUUCAGGUUUUUGGAUGGCCAGAACAGGUGAAUAUCGCAAAUUCAUCACAGUAUCCACCUUGACUGCACUUGCUGCAAUGGUUUGUACCAGUUUCUGGACUCGAGAUACCUCUUUUGCUUUCCUUAUUGUUUGUCUUUUAUUGGACGGCUUCUCAUCAGGUGCUAUCAUUACAACAGCUCUUGUUGCAAUGCUUUCGUGUGUUGGUAGUAGUGACAUGGCAACUAUCACUUCGAUAUCAUACUUGUUUCGUUCUGCUGGUGGUGUUAUCGGUAUCUCUGCUACAUCUGCCAUCUUCCAAGGUGUUGUCAAGAAAAUCUUGAAUGAACGCAUUACCGGCCCUGACGCUGCAGAGAUUAUCGACAUUGCUCGCAAAUCAAUGACACAAGUGCGUGAUCUUCUUCCUCCUCAGUACCUUGCUAUUGUCUUGGACACCUACGAAGUUGCAGUUCGCUACUCCUUCUAUUUGUGUGUUGGAAUAUCUGUAUUUUGUGUUUUAUCCAGCCUGUUUAUUCAGCAAUUUCAGUUACACACAAAGGUUAAAUAA